AUGGAGGACGAUUCAGAAGCAAUAGAUAACUUGCGUGAGACCAUCAAGAUGAGUUUAAGUCCGUCGGCAAUGAUAAGUUACGAUUCCUUGGUUCAGGACUUUACGCUCGAUCGAAUCGGAGUGGCCGAAAUGACUACAUCGCUUACACGUUUGCUGGAGAAAGACGAGUUUCUUCAUCAGCGCUUCCUUGAAGCUACCAACGAACUUAAACAAGAACAAGAAGAUGCCAAUGGAGAGACCCAAGAUGUUAAAGUCGACGACGAGAGCGCGAAAGAAGAUCCUCAUGUUCAUGUUGAAUCAAAUCUUGAAGCCGAUCUUGAGAACCCUAAAGAAGAUGUAACUCUGGAGAUCACACCCAGCUACGAGCUCAUCCCCGCGGAAGAACGGUCUCUGGCCGUCGUCUCAGGAACGGUAUUGAACAACGAGUUUCGUCAGGUGAAAGUUGAAACACCACGACCUAAGAAACUAAUUGGCUACAAAAAAGAUGUGGCGGAUUACGAAGAUGUAAGGUAUCAGAACGAUAUGAUGAUAGAGUAUCUAACGAGUGCAGUGGAGCAUUGGGAGAAAGUCAUGAGGAAAGAGAUGAGAAUAGAAGAUGUUGAAGAAAAAUUCUACACUUGCAUCGAAGAGUUAGAUCGUGGAGGUAUGAUCAAGAAGCUGAAACAAAACUACCAAGAGGCUUUACCAGUGAUCUUAUAUCGACUGAAAGAGAAGCUGACUUACCAUAUACUUACUCGGGAAACAAAGAACUCUAGAUGGAAGCAAAUAGAAUCCACUGAAAAAGCUCGCCGCAGAAAGCAAAGGAGAUUAACAAUCUGA
Messenger RNA from Brassica rapa (field mustard), 819 nucleotides. RefSeq lists its product as uncharacterized. NCBI's taxonomy places the organism in Eukaryota, Viridiplantae, Streptophyta, Magnoliopsida, Brassicales, Brassicaceae. The record is from RefSeq and is a predicted model, not a curated record.